Nymphaea colorata (pocket water lily) is the source of this 1152-nucleotide messenger RNA. Its product is annotated as putative receptor protein kinase ZmPK1. Lineage: Eukaryota; Viridiplantae; Streptophyta; Magnoliopsida; Nymphaeales; Nymphaeaceae. The record is from RefSeq and is a predicted model, not a curated record. The coding region runs from base 398 to 1129 and encodes 243 amino acids. The transcript has a single exon.
UUUCCUCCAUGAACUCAAAGUCAAGGACUGUGGCCUUAAAUUCCUUAUCCGUUGAUGGAGGCAUUCGAUUCAAGUAAAGAGUAGUUGACCCGCUGUUUGUAUACUCAAUGCAAGUUAUAAGGACAAGAUCACGGCCUACUUCACCAGCCACCAGCGUCUUUUCUCCUUCUCUACUCUCUUUUUCUCAGAAAGAACUUAGAGGUGACUGGUUGAACUAAUGAACCAGUGCAAAUCUGAUCUCAAUUUGAUUUUCGUGUUUUUAACUAACCGGUGCACUGCUUCUCUUCUCACGAAACCACCCUAAGUCCUCUUGGCGGAGAAAGAGAAAGGGCUUCAGCUGUUCUCUUCAGGAGGAUCAUUACAUCUGUGUGUGGGAUGCAGUUGUCUCUUCUUUAUCAUGGUAACAGCUCUUCCCUUCAUCCUUGCCUCUUCUCCGCCUUCGAAUGUCCUGUACCGAGUUGGCUCCCUCUCUGUGGAGAGGUCUUCCGCGGACGUUCUUAUUUCAGAGAAAGGAACAUUCAAGGCAGGGUUCUACCAAGUGGGCGAUAACGCUUUCUCCUUUGCCAUCUUGUUUUCUGAGACGCUCGACCGACAAAAGACGGUCGUCUGGAUGGCUAACAGGGACUGGCCUGUGAACAGCAGGGGCUCUCGGUUAUCCCUCCGAAAGAGAGGCGAUCUCGCCCUGCUGGAUGCAGACCGCAGAGGCGUCUGGACGACGGCCACCACCAGCGCCGGUGACGGAGAGGUUGCGAAGUUGUGGGAAACGGGGCACCUGGUGCUGAUGGACGGGAAGAGGAAAUUGGUGUGGCAGAGCUUCGACCACCCGACGGACACAUUGCUGCCAGGGCAGCCAUUAACGAGGUCCUUGCGGUUAGUGUCGAGAGCAGCGGAAGGCAUUUACACCACGGGGUAUUACGUUGCCCACUUCAAUGACGACAAUGUGCUGAGUUUCGUUUACGAUGGGCCCAACAAUGUCUUCGAGAACGGAAGGACCCGGUACUUGCUUCAUUACUUUGAAGGCAUAACUGAUGCAUUUUUUACUUUUUAUUCUUUUCUUGUGGCCAUGCAUAUUAGAAGACUUAGAAGAGCAUGGGGUCAUUUGAAUGCGGCAAAACUACUUACUUUUUGAGAAAGAAUUCAACUUUGAUAGAA